CAUCCUCGACCGACGUGCAACGGCACUCGUGCAACAGACGCGGCACAGCUCGAACUCAUCGUCUUCGUCUAUAAUCCGAACGUCCGAACGAUUUCGUUUGUAUAAACAAAAAAUACCUUCGGGCAAUUUGGAGGUGAGUAGUUAUCGUAUUAUAAUAUUUUAUUACACAUGCAUUAAAUAGUAUUGUAAACACCUAACUACGAAAUAUUCUAUUAUAUUUUACAUGUAAAUACUUUUAUAUUACACUCAGUGGCGGUGUGACGUUAUUUUUCUUUCUAUAAAGUAGUGUCAGUAAAAUAGCGACGCAAGUCCCGAAGAAUCAUGAAUUGUAACUAAAGUUAAUAGUCGUUCCUGAACUUCACUUUUUUCGUUAACGAAUCUAAUGAUAAAGUCUCACACUAUACACUAGCCAAUCAUCAAUAAUUUGUGAUUUUAUAAUCACAAUGUAUAGAAUACCUAUUCAUUAUUAUUAUGUAUCUAGGUAAGUAUUAUUUUGCUUAAAAAUAUGUACACAGGUGCCUUAACAGCAAAAUCGUUGUUACUUGUUUCAUUUUGCCUCGUAGAUUGGGAAAUCUUUUAGUGAAUAUCCACUCUCUUCUAAAAAAUAAACGACACGAGCAGAUAAACCAAACCCUUUAUUUUUCUUUAAUCCCCUCUCCCCUCCCAAUAAGAAUAUUUAUUACAUAAAUUCUAUUAUUUUGCUACAAAUUCGAUUAAUUUAAUAAUUUUCUAAUUGACACAGUAAGCAAAAUAAUAUUUUAUUGGUUGUCCAAUGGACUUAACUGUGGACGAUAUAAUAACAUAUGUGUUACUAUCGUGUUUGUCAAGACGGUGAAAAUAUCUGAGAAUAUUAUUUGUUUGAUUUUUUUUUGUUAUAAUUAAUGAUGUUAUUUAAUUAAGGACGUAUAAUUAACGCGAUUUGCUUUCGGUACCUAAUGCAAAAAAAAAAAAAAUAUGUGAUUACAAAUCACAAAUAAAUUUUGUGAUAACAGUCGUAACUUGUGAUAUAUUAUAAUUUGAUAGUUACUAGGGAAAUAAUCGCCCCGCCGUUAAAGUCACCACAUACCUAUACCUGAAAAUAGUAUUAUUAUUUUACGCCAUAUAAAUAAAAGGUAAAAGGUAAAAGAUCCACAACCAGAAUAGUAAUGAUAAUAAAAAAUAAUUGAUUGUGUUCGUUUAAAAAUUAUUAAUUUAAUUUUUUUGAAUUACCUACCUUUACGGAAUUAAUCGCUGACCUAACCAACAUAAACGUUGAUUAUUAAACGGAGUUUACGCUAAUAAAGGAUGGCUAUCAGCUAUAAACUCUGUUUAAAAAUCAGAUUAAUGAAAGCGUUUAUGUUGGUGAAACAGAUCCGUAAUUGUACAGGGCUUUUUACAGGGUUUGAAACUGGUUUUGUAAUCGAUUUUAAAUACCGGUUAAAACUUUAAAUUGUUAAAAAAUCGAUGCCAAUAUCAAAAUCAAAAUUAAAACUAAACAAAUUUAAAACUGAUUUUCAAAAUUAAAAAAAAAAUCGAUUGCCAAAAUUGAAAUCAAAAUUAAAAGAAUUAAAAAUCGCUUAUCAAAAUCAAAAUCAAAAUCGAAAAAAUUCAAUACCGUUAAUCAAAACAGGAAUUUUUUUUUGGUUUGGUUAAGGCGAGGAAAAGCUUGGUGUAAGAAAUUGACUUUUUUUAGAAUCUGGCUUUUAAAUUACCUAUUCCCAUAGUCGAGUUGUGUAGAGAAGAUGAUUUUACGAUUUAUUUCGGAUUCUUAUUUGAUACAUUCCCUCUCAUUGGAAAUUCCUGGGCAUGCCACCGACCACGAAAAUAUAAAUCAAUUAUUUUUUAUUUUAUGUUUUAUACGUCAAAAAAUAUAUUAUAUUAUUAUAUGUAUUAUACUCCAACUGUACGCUCCACGUAAAAUAAUUUCUGUAAAUAUGAUUUGAUUGAUUAUAGUUAGAUAUUAUUAAAUUGUGUCAAAUAAACAUAGAAAUGUCUGGUUUUAACUUUAUUCGAGCAUAUUUAUCAAAAUUAAAUCCAAUUCAGUUAUAAAAAUAGUGAUUUCGUAAAAUUAUUAGCACAUGUUAAUCGUUUCUAGAUAUUACAUUCGAAUGAACUAAUGGGAUUUUUUGCCUGAACUCACUUUUAUAUUAUUAUAGUCAUUUAAGUCGAUUCAAUACAAGUAUUUAGGUUUGAUUGUGAAAGAAAGUAAGUAUAGAUAUCUACUUACAGUAGCUUACUCAGGAUUUUUCAAUGGGAGGUGGGGGAGAUUGAAAAUUGAUAAUCAAUUAGUGGUUUUGUCACAAGUUUGAAAAAUAAAUUAGGUGCAUUUUCACUUUUGACCAAUAAUAAACAUAAAAUAGAGGUACAUAAAAAAAUUUAAAAAAAAGGACGGGUAUACUUCGCAUGUGGUUACUAUUGUAGAUGAGAAGUUUGGAAGGUAGGAUUUAAAUCGGAAUUUAAUAUAUAUCCGUAAGCAACAAUAAACCAUUGCUACCAAAAAAACGAUUCUGAGCGAAAUUCAGUUAAUAUAGUUGCUUGUCAAAAAUACAUAUGAAAAAUACAUAUGUCAUAUUAUGUUAAAAUGAUUACAACAAUGUGCAUUUCCAUGACAAAAAUUAUUGUUUAGAAAAAAAUUAAAACAAUAAAAACUUAAUAAUAACAAAAAAUAAUUAAAAACGGUUGCCAAUGACGACCUUAUUUUUAAUCUUUUAAUCUUGUCUAACCUAAAGAACCAGGCUUUCCUUAUUAUCUCGAAUAUUAAUGAGGAUUUCAAAAAAUGACCUCUUUAAAGUAUCACCCAGAGAACAUUUCCAUUUCCACCAGAAAAGGUGUUAUACUUGAUAAUCUAAGUAAGAUUUCUGGCUGUAAAAGUGUUCACAUAAAAAAAUAAAAAAAAUAAAAUAUCUUUGUAAAACCAAUACAUUCUUCGCUUAACUUAGAAUUUAAGAACCUACCGUUUUUUUUUUCUUCAAAUUAAAAUUUUAAAAAAUUCGAUAUUUUUCUGCCAUAAUGAAUAAUUAAAUAGUUAUUUUAGUUUGAUACUAUGAGAUACGUUUUAUGCGAAAAACGAAAAACCUAUAAAAAAAUAUAAUUACUUUGAUACUCAAGAGCAAUAAGUGUAAACGAAAUUAUGUACAUACUUACCUAAUUGUUUUUCACUAAUUAAAGGUUAUAUUAUUAUUUACAACAUCCGUGGGCUAAUUUAACGAUGCGUUAACUAAUAUUGUUAACAUCAGUUCAGUAUGUUCAAUAUUGCAAUUUAUAAUAAAUUUAAUUAUCUCAUUAUCUAAGGUUCCGUGGUAGCCCGCGCAUGCAUGGUAACAUCAACCAAAAAAAGUUGUAAUUAUUACAAAACCAUUGUUUAUACUUUAUAACGAAUGUGACCACAGUUAAAAUAAAUAAUAAAAAACAAUAAUCUUAGUAGAUCUUAGUGAUCUAUAGUAAUAUAGUAAGGUUAUUAAUAGACGGCGGUGUUAAAUUAAAAUAUUUACCUACGUAUGUAGCGUAUUUUAUGAAAAAAGUCCUUAUUUACUAUUGUUACAGUUGAAACUUAAAAAAUAUAAACAAAUAUGUAUGUAGAUAUAUAUAUAUAUAUAUAAAUACCGUAAAUGGGGGGAGGCUUCUGCCCUGUAGCCCCCUCCCCAGAGUACACCACUGCUUACUUAUGAAUUUAUUUUAUUUUAUCAGAGAGCUAAUAAAAUAAAUAGUUCUAAAUGUUUUUUAAAUCACCUGAUACUACACAAAUUGCAAAAUUUGUUUGUUAAGCUAAAAAAAAAAAUUGGCAUGUCAUAAACUUAUUACGAACUUUGGUUAUGUGAUCAAUGUGACCAUAAUGUUUUAAGAUUUUAAACAAUAAUAUAUUGUAUGAUUUUGCCGUUUUGUAUUCUUCUUCUUUAUUAAAAAAUGAAAUAAGAUAUUUUUGCAAUACAUAACAAUUAAAACAUGACUUGUGCGUUGUAAUUACCAGUAUAUUACAUUUCAUAUAACUACUCGGUUUUAAUCACAUCGUUAUUAUUACCUACUGAUUUUCAAUAGACUGCAAUUUCUUUGUGUAUUGAUAUUAAAAUAUAGUCUAUCAUUUUCAUUCAUUACAUGAUAAUAAUAUACUUAUCGUGUCUGUAUACUUGUCAAUUUAUUUCUGGGUUUUAUAUUUUCAUUAAAGUCACUGUUGACAUUUAUUCAACUUUCACAAGAGAUAUGUGAUGAUAUACGGAUACUAUCGUUACAUUAUAUAUAUAUAUAUAUAUUUUGUAUUUACAAAUAGUAGGUUUUAAAUUUACAAAAUAUUAAAUUAUUCAUAAAAAAUAAAAAUAUAGAAUAUAUUAUGUAGAUCUUGUCUUACAUAAUGUAUACAAUUACAUAUUUUAUUCUUAUAAUUAGAUAUUAUAUUAUAAAAAUGUAUAUAAUGUAUAUAAUUACCGAUGAAACUAUUGUAUAAUCAUUACUAGGGACCGGAUUUAUAUGCAAAUGUAUAUAUGUAUUGGAAUAAGCUUUUUGAAAUCUGAUGAGCAUUGUCCCCGAUUUAGAUCAUUCUUAUUAAAAUAACACUCAUUUUAUUUUACAUAUUUUGCAUAUUUCAACGUUUUUCCCUAUUAAAUGCAUAUUGAAUGCAUAUUUGUAGUUUUAUAGUGCAUAUUAUUAUUUAUAGCACAUAUUCGUUUUUCGUCGUACUACCUGAAGAUUUAAAUGCAAGUGAUAUUGCAUGUAUGAAGUACGCUCCCAUAAAUACUGCUGAGGUCGAACGAAGUUUUUCAAUGUAUACAAAUGUACUUACAGAUAAUCGGAGGAAUUUAACGUUUGAACACAUUAAGGAACUUCUGAUCAUCCAAUGCAAUAAGGAAAAAUAUGAAUUCAAUUUUUGAAGACGAAGACGACAAAAUACUUUCAAAGCUUUUUUAUACUUUUUUAAUUAUUAUUUUUACAUAAUUUUACAUAAUAUAUUUACAUAUACAUACAUUUUAUAUAUUUUUACAUAAUUUUAAAUAAAAUUUUAAGUGCAAAAUUAAGUACAUAUUUAAAAAUAAAUACAUAUUUUAUAGCUAAUUACAGCAUUUUUAGAAGCAUAUUUGAGGAUUUUUCGUGCAUAUAAAUCCGGUCCCUAAUCAUUACACUUUGCAGAUAAUGCACGGGCCAAUGUAUUUAAAUUUUUUCAGAAGAAAUUUAAAGAACGUGAUAUCAAGUUAAUAAUCAAUACUAAAAUGGUUUAUUUCUAAAGGGGUAAAUUAAUAUUAAUUAAUUGUAUUAAUUGUAAAGUAAAUUCUAGAUAUCUUACUCGUACAAUAAUUAUAAUAGAUUAAUAAAAGAAGCGAAGAAAAUAUCUAUUUGGGGUAGCAUAACUCAUCACACAUAAGUACUCUGUGUCUGUAAUUUCUAUGUACCAUAUAGAUACCUCAGUUUAUGUUCUCAGGGAUUUUUAUUGGGGAGGGGGGAUAUAAAAAUUAUUUGCAAGAAAAAUCACAUUUAUUAUUAUUACCACUUUUUUUUUAAUAAUUUGAAUAUAAAUUAUUGUAUUUCGACAGUUACACAAGAUAAAAACGAUUAUUACCCCUUUUUAACUCAUUGGGCUCUCUAGAAAGGUUUUAGGUCUUUUCAUACAUAAAAAUGUUCUUUUAGUCAACCUAUAUAUUCGUAUGAUGCAUAAUAUUUUCACUAAAUGACAAUUGUUGAGAAAAAACAAUUGACUAGAUAAACGUAAAGAAUCAAUGGCUGUUUUAAGAAAUGCAUUAUUUGCUUUCAGUUUUUCCUGUCAUAUUCUAUGUUCAGCAGUAAAAAUUUGAAAAUCGGGGGUUCAGAUAAAAUUUAACAAAUUUUUCAAUGGUUCAUAUUCAAUUUUAUGGAAUAAUAAACAUUAAAAAUCUGAACAGUAUAUUAUAUAAUAACAAAUUUUUCUGCCAUUUUCUUUUCCAUUUUAAACGUUUUCAUCUAAAAAAGUGGAACACUGAUAUUAUAGAGUUGUCCAAUCUACAUGACCGUAAGUUGCCCAACCUGUAUAUACCUAUAGACUAUACGUCUAUCCCUUUAAGACCGUAAUACAUAGUAUUUACUAAUGUAGAAAAUGAUAACGAGUCAAUAAUUUUAUUAUUUAUUAAUUACCACUAAAUAUCAAUAUUAUUUAUAGAAAUCACUAAAGGAAAAAAAAAAUACAACAAUAGGUCAAUACUAUUGUUAUUUGGUAAUAAAAAAAAAAAGAUCAUAAGAUGGGAUCCAUCCCCCCCUUCUGUGAAUACGCCCAUGAGGUACCUAGUUCAAUGGCACCAAGUAAAUUUUCACAAUAUUGAAUGACUGCUGCAACGACAAUUACAACACGUUUUUAAUUACUGUUUAGUUAUUGCGGUGUUCAUCGAAUUCUUAAUAUUUCACUGAAGAUAUAAUAAAAACAUUGUUUUUUUUUUUACACAUCUACUCGUAUAAUAUUAUACCUACCAUAUAAAAUAAUACUAUUUAUUUAUUAUCCAUGAAUAUAACUAUAUAAUUGUAUUUUGUAAGCACUCUUAAAAUAGUAUACAUACAUAUAUGUAUAUAUAUGUAUUAGCUAUACGAAUAAAAUACAAAAACAAUUAUCUAUGUAGGCUUCUUUAAAAUAAUAUAGGUUGGUGUAUAAUGGAUGUCCCGUCACAGCUUUUUCUGUUAUUGUGACAAAAUCAAUGUAAAUGUAAACAACUAUUAAGUUUUAUUAUUUUCAAUUUUGGUUUUUGUUGUAAUACAAAUAAAUCAUAUUUGUAAGCAUUCGAAAUUUAUAUACAUAACUUAUAUUUCUAUUUUCUAGACGAGGUUAAAUGUUUGAGCUAUUUUUAAGCAUUUUACAUUUUCAAUUUUUUUUUUUUUUUUACGUACCUAGUUUUAUUUGAUAAACACUAUGUGAAUAUAAUUGUUUGACCAAAUAGAAAUGGUUGAAAAUUUAACAAGAGGUUCAUUAUAAGUUGUACUUAGUGGUAAAAGAGAAAAAAAAGAGUGCAAUGUAGUAAUUUUUUUUUAAAAUGGUUUUAAGGUUGAACUUUGAUGAAAAUCGUAAAUAUUACGGCUUCCGAAAUCAUGGAUAAUGUAUAAAUGAACUUAACUUAGAAUCGCUUUUUGUUAGCAAUGGUUUAUCGCGUAGUAAAUUUUAUGAAAGUUCAAAUUGUCUAGAUGAUACUUUAAAGAGGUUGUUUUUUGAUUUUCAACGCCAUUUUUUAAAUAAAAGCAUGUAAGUAAGAAAAAACAUAGCAAAACGUAUGAUUUCACGAUUUCAUUAUUUUAUAAAAACACGAACAACGUUUUCUAUCGGAAAAAAUGAUUUGAUUGAAAAAUCACAUGAUACCUUUUUUGUUGCCUUUCUUACGAUAUCAUGGCGAAAAUGUUUGAGCUUUUAAGGAAUUUUAAUUUUUGGGAGUUUUUUUGCUGUAAUUGGGUUAUAAAUACACAUAGAGACUUGAAACUUGGUAAUAAUACUUAUUAAAUUAUAAAUUAUAAAUUAGAUUUAUCUAAACGUGGUCAAAUUUUAAAAACCAUCGGACUAUUUCUUUUUAAAUUAGCGUUUCGAAAUCAAAUUUAAACAAAAAUCACAAAAAAAAAUUACGGCUCUUUAAAUUAUGAAAUACUGAACUGUGCUCGAAAUAGUCUUUCGUUAAGCAAUGGUUUAUAGUUGCUUACAGAUAUAAAUGAAAUAACUUACCUUCCCAACUUCUCACCUACAACAGUGUCCGCUUCCAUUCCCAUAUUUUUUAUCGAAGACGUAAAGUAUUAAUGUACAUCUUCGCAGAUUCGUCGUCAUUUAUUUUUAAAAGUUGCAUGUUUUUGACGUAUUCAUUUAUUUUAAUAUUUAAUUCACAAAUACUAAAAACUUCCUUUUAUUAAUAUUGCAAUUUUGAAUACAUAUUUCAAUUAUUCAGAUUGUAAUCUCCACAGAUAGGAACGAAUUAUUGAAGUUUAUUCAUUAAAAUUUUAAUUUAGAUAUUAUGUAAUUGGUCAUCUGUUAUACAUCAUGCUCAGAUCGUGAUUAACACAGUUAUUAUUUUCAUUGUUUCACUCUGUUAUUUCGAUAUUAUAAUAUUAUUUGAUGCACUUUCGCAAUAUUAUUGUGUUACAUAUAUAUACUCGUAUAUAUAUUUUAAAUAGUUAAUUAAACAUUCGAUCCAAGUUAUUUUAGUUAAAAUUAUUUAAUUACUUUAAUCAGGUAAUUCAGUUUUAUAUUUAUGAUAACCGGUUAACAUAUUGCAAUUUAAAUACAUUUUAAAUAUUAGCCGUAGUACUAAUUGAAAUGAUUUAAAUUUGAGAGAUCAUCACUGCAGUAACAUUAAUUGCCGUCUCUAUUUCUCUAACGGCCGAUAGAAUAAUAUCAAACAUGAGUUUUUGGAGUUCUAUAUCAUAGGUGCAAUUAGCUUAAAACACAAAUUAUCUCACAAAAUUAAAAACAACUAUAAUGUUUGGUUGUGAUUUUUAAUUUCUUAUUCCCAGAAAAUCGUUUGUAGUUAAAAAUAUUAAUUUUAAAUUCUGAGUCGAACGAGAAAUGUAUUGGUUUUACAAUGAUGUUUUUUUUUUUUUAUACCUGUGGAAUAAUUUUUCUACCAAAAUCUUACCCCGAUUUUCAAGCAUAGCACUUUUCUUGAAAGGAAGCCUGACUGGAGUGGUACUUUAGGGAGGUCAUUUUUUAAUUUUCCCAAGAGUUUUCCCAAUAAUUAAGAAAAAACAGGGGAAAAAUUGAGAAAAACGUAGGAAAAACGGAAAAGUAGAUAUAAUAUUAAUAAAUAUAAUUAAAGAAAAUAUGUAUUGCAUACUAUGUAAUUAAUUUACCAUAAUGUGACUUAUAUAUUGUUGACGAAGCAAAAAUAAUAACGGAAUUCUGCUCAGAAUCGUUUUUUGUUAACAAUGGUUGGUUAAUCGUUGCGUACAGGUAUACAUUAAAUUUCCUCUUUACUCUCCAAAUAUUUCACUUAUAACAGUGGCCCACCUACAUGCGAAAUAUGUCUGUCGUUUUUUUCGGUUAAUCUCAAUAUAAAACUUAGUACCUAUUUAAUGAAAAUACAAAAAAUUAUCACUGUGAAAUCAGUAAACGUUGUCAUUUUUAAUUUGUUGAAAAUAUGUUUGUUGCAAGUUUAUUUUUUUUAAACUAGUCAUAAUAUAGGUUUAAUGGUCGGUAGAUAAAAUACAGUGUCUUUGGAACUUCGAAAACACGUUCUUUAUGUACUAAUGGUUGGAAAUAUUGAUAUAGCAAAUGUUACUGUGACGUCUACUUAAUAUUCACGCCUUUCAUAAAAUUGUAUGAUACUUAAAUCAUCUGUUACGUGAUUUUAUUUCAAUUUAUAUUACUAGCUAUUUCGAGCCAUAAUUGGAAAUAUUGCCCUUUAAAGUUUUAUUUUUAUGAUCCUCUGGAAAAAGCCACUAGGCUAACUUAUAACUUAUAUUAUAAACCUAGUAUGUGUUGUUAAUAUGUCGUUAAGUAUAAGGUUAUAAGUUCAAUUACACGAAAGGAGUAAAAAUUCAAUGAACUAAUAUAAUAUGAAAAUGCGUUAUAACAUUGUAUGGCGUAAUUUAUAGUGUAUAAAAAUAUAAUUACGAAUCAAAAAAACACAUAAGUAGCAGAGCUUUAUCACUAGAGUCAAAUUUUCUAGAACUUGAAUUAAUAAAAACAUUGUCCUAACAUUGUCUACUUCCAAACUUGAAUAGUAUAAUACAUUUUAGAAAGUUGUAUAAAAAAUUUGUUUGAAUUUUUUGGAUUCUGAGUGGAGCGAGGAUUGGUUUUACAAUGAUGUUUACUUCUAGGUUCUAAGUAAAACCAGAAUUGCCAAAACUUUUGAGAUUUUAAGGAAUUUUAAUUUUUAGGAGACUUUUGCUGUAAUUCGGUUAUAAAUACAUGUAGAGACUUGAAACUUGGUAAUAAUACUUAUAUUGGACUUACAUAACGUGAUACAAUUUUAAAAAUCGUCGGAUGUUUUUUUUUUUGUAAUAAAUGUUUUUAAAUAAAAGCAUGUAAGUGAAAAAAAACGUAGAAAAACGUAUAAUUUCACGAUUUCAUUGUUUUAUAAAAACACGAACAACGUUUUCUAUCAGAAAAAAUGAUUUGAUUGAAAAAUCACAUGAUACCUUUUUUAAUUAAUUUCUUACGAUAUUAUGGCGAAAACUUUUGAGCUUUUAAGGAAUUUUAAUUUUUGGGAGUUUUUUUUGCUGUACUUCGGUUAUAAAUACACAUAGAGACUUGAAACUUGGUAAUAAUACUUAUAUAAGACUUACCUAAACGUGGUAAAAUUUUAAAAAUCAUCGGACUUUCUUUUUUAGAUUAGCGUUUUGAAAUCAAAUCUAAACGAAAAUCGCAAAACAAAUUACGGUACUUUAAAUUAUGAAUUACUGAACUGCGCUCGAAAUGGUUUUUUGUUAAGCAAUGGUUUAUCGUUGCUUAUAGAUAAACGAAAUAACUUUAUGUAUCCUACCUUCUCAAUUUCUUACCUACAAGUGUCCGCUUCAAUUCCCAGUAUCAGCUCUUUUUUUUAUAUUCAGUCGCCUUUUAUAUUUUGACUGUGAUAUAUUGAUUUUUAAUUCGAAACUGGUGGUAUAAUAAUAAUCUCAUCAUAAUACUUAUCAUAACUUAUCAUAAGAUUCCAAGAGACGCAUUCAUUUAUUUUUUUAUUUUACUUUUAUUUCUUCAUUUUUUAUUUAUAUAUUUUAUAUAUAUUUAUUUAUUUAUUUAUUAAUAUAUAUAUAUUUAUUAAUGAGUAUUAAUAGUAAUUAUUAAAAGUAAUUGUUAGACUUGAACAGAAAUACUUGAAAAUAUAACAGGAGGUUCAAUAAGAAUCUUACUUUGUAGUCAAAAAAAAAAAAAAAAAAUUGAGUAUAAUGUAGUAUUUAUUUUAUAAGGGAAUUUUAAUAUCAAAUUUUGACAAAAAUCGUUUGAGUAAAUAUUAUGUGGAACAAAUCUAAUUUUUCAAUUAAUUUUUUUUGAACAUAUGUAUAUUGCCGAUUUAAGAACAAUGGUGAAGUUAGAAUUAAGCGAACUGAUUAAGUUUUGAAUUUAUAGCUUUUUCAAGUUCUGAUAUUAUGCAAAUAUUUUAUGUUAUGUUAAAUAACUCUAUAUUGUUUUCUUAAAGCAUAUUUGUCAUGAUCUAAUGUUUAUUUAUGCUUAUUAUCAUCCAAAGGGUUCUGGAUUUAAAUCAAUGGGUUGAAAAGAAAUUAUUUACAUUUUUUAGUAUUUUGGAUGUACCUAUAGACCCAAGUGAUCGUUCCCUCGGACUAUUUUAAUUGAAAAAUACCCCUUGAUUUGCUGUGCAAACUUUUCUAUCAGAAAUCUUGCACUCAUGUAUCAAGUGUAUCAAGAAAGAAAAUUUUAUUUACAUGGUAAUUUAAGGAUGUCAUUUUUUGAAAUUUCAUAAUAUCUGUGAAAAACCGGAAAAAAAUUUGGGAAAACAGAAAAUGUAUGAAAUGUAGUUAUUAGUAAAAAUACAUUACGAUUUUUUUCUUUGUCAACAAAUUUUCUACCAGCAAUUUUGUUCAGAUUUACAAGCAUGAUAGCACUUUUUCUAAGGGAAUCUCUCUGGGGAGGUAAUUUUUCAAUUUUCCCAAGAGUUUUCCCAGAAAAUGUGAAAAAUCGGGAAAAAACAUGGGAAAACUGGAAAAAAUGCAGGAAAAACGGAGAAAUCGGUACAAUAUUAAACAGAUAUUAUUAAAGAAUAUAUAAUGCCUAUUUAAUGAGGUAUUUUACCAUAAUAUAACAUAUUUAUCGUUGAAAUAGCAUCAUUAUAAACUGAACUACGCUCAAAAUCGUUUUUUCGUUAGCAAUGGUUUGUUGUUGCUUACAAAUACACAUUAAAUUACCUAUAACAGUGGCUGAACCUAUUUCCAUUAUCCUAGAACGUCUUUUUUAAACAUUUAUUUUUUGUGAAAACAUUUUUUCUACCGAACAGCUAACUUUGAAUAUUAAGUAUAGUACUUUUUCUGAGAGAAACUGUUCUCUGGGUAGUACAUUAGAGAGGUUAUUUUUUUAUAUUAUCAUUAAUAUUUGUGAUAAUGAGGAAUAUCUGGUGGUUUAGGUUAGAAAAAAAUGAAAGAUUAAUAAUAGGGUUGUCAUUGGCAGUCUUUUUUAUUUAUUUUUUGUUAUUAUUAAGUUUUUAUUAUUUUAAUCUUUUUUAAAUAAUCAUUGUUGUCAUGGAAACUCACAAUGUGAGUUAUAUAACUUUACUUUAAUAUGACAUUUUGCAUAUAUUGUAUGGUCGACAAAGCCACACUAUCAGCUGAACUCCGCUCAGAAUCGUUUUUUCGUAAGUAUUGGGUUAUCGUUGCUUACAGAUAUACAAUAAAUUUCCGUCUGUACUCUACCUUCUCAACUUUCCACCUACAAAAGUGGUUGUAUUCAUAUGCGAAGUAUGUAUGUCCAUUUUUUUUUUCACGUUUGCACGACGGUAAAAAUGCAACAAAAUUCCGUUGCUGAGGAAAUAGUAUUAAUAUCCGUUAUAUUUUUACAUAUUGUUUAUGUGUUUAGUUUAUUUUUAAAAUGUGACGUGUUCACGGGUAUAUACACACUGGUCUAUAUUUGAAAUAAGUAUAUGUAGGUGUGAUUUGUCAAUUUUUAAUUGAGUACCUAUAAGUUAUUAAAACGCAUAUUUUGAUAAAAUAUUAUAUAAUAACAAAAUAUUAGUCGUUUAGGUAGAUAUAAUGACUUAAUAGUAAUAAGGUAUAAUAAAUUUACUGGCACUUACAAUAUAGGAAAACAAAAUAAAUUUCACAGCAUGUGAUGAAUAGUGAAAACAUACGUUUAUUUCAAAAAUGGUACAAUUAGAGUUGUUAUCGACCAUUUAAACCACGAGAAUGUGGCGUACACGUACACACUUUUUUGUGAAAAAUAUAUAAAAUUAUAGUUCGGAUGCAGUCCCGUAAAUAUAAAACGAUUUCGUUCGUCUUUUUAUUAUAAAGUUAAUUGUAUAAUGAUAAUAAUUAUUAUUGACGAAUUUACGCCUAAGGAUGCAUUACUAAAUUGACGAGAAAAUCAGCAAUGACUCGACGGUAUACUCAUACAGUGUAGGUAUUUAUCGUUUUCUUAGAUUCUGAAUAUGGCGAGGAAUCUAUUAGAUUUACUAUGAUGUUUUUUCCUGUCUAUUAACAAGGUUUUCUACCAAAAAUUUCACUCCGAUUGUGUACAUUAAGGUGUAGUAUAUUUUAUGAAAAAAAAAAAAAAAAUGUUGUCUUAUUGGUGAAUUGUGGAGGUUAUUUUUUUUUACUUUCCUGUAGUUUUCUCAAUGAGAAAAACGUAGGAAAAUCAGGUAAACGAUUGGAAAUAAUGGGUAAUUUUUUUUCGAUUUGGUGCUUUUGUUGUUGUUAUUCUGUUAGAAAUAAUCAUAGAGACUUGCAAUUUUUAGCAGAUACUUAUAUUAGUCUUUUCUGAAGGUAUUUAUAGGCAUUUUAAAUUGUCAAUGUUUUUUUAGUUCCUAUGUGGAUAAAAUAGUUUAUGCUUGAAUACUUUACACGAGAUUCAUCAUAAGUUGUAUUUAGUAGUCAAAAACAAAAGUUAAGCGUAAUUCAUAGGUGUAGAAGUAUUUUUAUAAGCGUUUUAAUUUCAAAUUUCGACGAAAAUCAUAAAAAUCAUGGAAUUUGAAAACAUUUUUAACCAAACUUGGCUCAGAAUCGAUUUUUUUCUAUUAUAAAUUUGUGUAUAUUAUACGAUGACGGUGUUGAAACACUGCUACAAUAUUGCAUAUUAUCGAGUUCGAGUAUAACUCUAGGUAUUAUAAUAUCGGUGGAGAAUUAAUGCGGUAUAUACCUAAUACAACCUCUGUGGUUACAUCAUAUCGUAAUAUAGUUUGGUGUGCUAUAAUGUGUAUUGCAUAUAAUUAUUACUAGCUAUACAUACACAAACUCUUCGUUAUCGUCAAAUAACAGUGCCGCCGCACACUAGACACAAUAAUAAUAAUAUAAUAUGAUUUCUCUUCGUCGAAACUUAUUAUUAUUGUACACGAACGCCAGGUACGUUUUUUUUUCUUAUUCUUAUUAUAAACGAAACUAGCUUUACGCGCGCUAGCUGCAGCGGCCGUAAAAAGAUAAUUUUAUGUAAGAUUACUUGACCUUAAAAAAUUGCGUGGAGUCUCAAGUGAAAUACUACAAUCAAUUAUACCGAUUGUUCGCUACUGAUGCUGCUGUUACAUGCUGUGUCGUGUUAAUUUUUUACAUCAUGCUCGGUCAGAUGAAUAUUGGUUUUUUUUUUUGAAUGUCAUAUUAGUAUAUGUGAUCGGACGAGAUUCCGUUUUUAUUUUGUUUUUUUUUUUUUUUAUUAUGUUAUCCGACAGUAAAUCACCAAACGAUGAACGCGCGAAAUCCACGAAUCAAACAAAAAUAAUAUUCUUUAGUUAUAAUCGAAACUAAAUAUUUAAAUCGCUUAAUGUUAAUGUUAAUAUUUUCAAACAUGUUAUGAAACAGCCCGUAGGCAUGUAUACACAAAACGCAUUGAGUUUGACGAUACAAAUAUAUGUAAACAGUUGAGUUGACUAUAAUUAGAGCUUGAAUAUGAUUGUAAUGUCCCAUAGAACCCCAACAAAUCUCUAAAAAUAAAUUCAAAAUAAUCUACCUAUACAAAUACGAUUUUUGAAAAAUUUGAUACUUAAACGCUUAUAUAUAUAUAUAAAAAAAAAAAAAAUACUACAUGACACUCAAUUUUUUUUUAAUCACCAAGUACAACUAUAAUGAAAUUUCUGUUAAGUUAACAGUUUUCAGUCAAAAGUCAAAAGUUUUUUGUUUAGUCAAAUAAUUUUAAUCACAGAGUACCUACCAAAUAAAAAUUAUGUAAAAAACUCGCAAAAUUGAAAUGUCUAUUAAUAUCUCAAAAAUUUUCAAAUGUUUUGAACAAAUUACCAUGUAUAGAAAAGGCAAAUAUAAGUUUUAUGUUAAAAUAUCAAGUCUUUUAUAAGCGAAUAUGUUUCACUGAAUUACAAUAAAAAAACAAAUUUGAAAAUAAUAAAACUAUUAAUUUCUUAAACUUUACCGUUUUUUCUACGUACUUUUUUCGGUUUUGCUCAAUUAUCAAAAAAACCACUUCUGACACAUCAACUAGAUUAAAAAUACGUCUCUAAACAUUUUUUUUGGUUAAAGCAAUAUUUGUAGUAGAAAACAUAAUUCUCAAAAAUUAAAAGGCACGCCGUAAAUUUUUGCCAUUUUACCUACAAUUUUGUUUCCGGUUAUUUCCAAUUAUUGUGAAAAUCCUUUGGAGUAACAAAAAAUUACCCCCUUAAUACACCAACUGAAAACAAAACAAUUCCCUUCAGAAAAGUUGCUACACUUGAUAUAUCGGAUCCAAGAUUUCUAGUAGAAAAGUUGUUCACACACACAUACACACAAAUACAAAUACAACAAAAAAUACAAAAACACAUAUCAUAGUAAAACCAAUGGAUCACACUCGCUACGUUCCAUACCUAAAAUAUAUAUAGGUUAACGUGAAAAGAAAAACAGCUGUUAUCAUCCGUCAACUUGUGUUAGUGAUAUUUUGGUAGGUAUGUGGUAUUUUUUUUAAUAAGAAAUUAUUGAUACAUUUUAAAACAUAUAAUAUGCGUAUUUUGUAACAUGUAUAAUAAAUUAUUUUAAAAUAAACAUGUGUUGUAAUUAAAUGAUAUUAGGGCGUUUUCGCAUAAAACGAUAAUAUCGACAGAAUAUGUUGUCGGUGGCGGUGUAGGCCCAUUAGGAUUGGUCAAUUUUCGUACAGUUAUCAGUUAUCGGUAAGUACGAAAAUUGUAUAGCCGAAUAGUUCUAAUAUUUCGAGAGAAAUUAUAAAAACGUAUUGACGAUAAAUGAGUUUUAAUACUGAAAUAAAUUAUAACAAAAAAAGAUUAGCACUACUGGCAUUGUUACGUCUACGAAAAACACGUCGUUUAAUAUUAUGCGUUCAACGUUCAACAAGAAAGAAUUAAGCGCAUCCUAUUUUAGAAGUCAGAAAUAUAUUGUGGAAGGUGAAUUUUUACUAUUUCGGUACGUCGACGGCGGUAUUAAAAAUGGACUGUCAAUUUGUAUUGGUCGUUGAAACAAUACAAAAAUCAUCCAACAUCCGUAAUCUGUCAGACGUGCACACCGACAUCGUUGUCCUGAAACAUAAUAUUUUUUUCGGAUCGGAGUUGUUUUUAUACAGACAAAUCAUAUAUUUAAAACGGCACGAAUUUGGAUGUAAACCAAUAUCGAUAUGAAUAACAAUAAAUUGUUCCUUGUAAAAAUCAUAGACCUUAUACACCUACUCAGUAACUUGGCAACUAAAUAUUGCGUCCGGAAUGAAUCUUUAAAAUGUGACCUUAAAACUUUAAUUUAUAAUGAAAACUCAAUGUUGAAUGUUUUUUAAAAAUUACAACAAAUAAGAGUUUUAAUUACCUUAUAUCUCACUAUUGAAUUUCCUAAAUUUUAAAUUGUUUUAAUUAUUUAUUAAUUAAUUUUUAACAUAAUACCCCCCCCCUCUUCUUACCGUCCAAUUUAUACUAAUAAAUGCUGUAGUUCAUAGUGUACACGUCAAAUGGUGUCUCACAAAGCACUAAAGCACUACGCACAUGCGCAAUAAGCCAUGGGAAUACGGAAUAUUUAAUUACUAUUUACGUGGUAAAUUAUUGUAAUGCAUGAGCAUUAUUGUUAUCACUUAUCAUUUCUGUAACAGAUUUUAUUAAAAAUUAAAAUAUUUGCAAUACCUACUUCGGAAUGUGGAUUGAUUAUUCAUAAAUGCACAAUACAUUUCAAAAUUGUAUUCAGCUGCUGUACUUCUCGCGUCACAAGAUAACCACAAUAAUUAUUGUGUGGAACUAAAAAAUAAAUAAACUUCUUCGAAUGAAUGGGUAUCACUGCGAUUUUACUUAUCAUGACAGCAUCAACCUACUGCGCCAGAUUUGGAUGUUCCGUCUAUAAGUCUAUAGUGAAAACGCCCUUAGUCCAUGUCACAGUCUGAUAACAAUUUAUAUGAUUAAUUUAUGACGGAGGUAUAGUUAUGGUUUUAUUGAUCAACGAUGUCACUGACGAUGUGUUUUGACUAGACGGACGGACGAUUAAAAAUACCAUUUUAUUUUUAUUUUUUGUAACUGAUCAUUUUUUUUUUUUUUAUUGAUGUCUGGGACUUGUAUAAUAUGUAUCAGGGGUCCUCAAUCAUUUUAGCACUACGGAUCGCUUAGACAAUUUUGUGUAGGCCGCGGAUCAUCAAGAUUUACUAUGAAUUUUUAUUUACUUUAUAUUUUUUUCUACUUAACUUUGUACUUUUUCUUUGUGUUCAGCGGGUAAUAAUAACGUAAGUAAAUUAUGUGCAAUAAAUGUAUACAUACAUACUCAACGUAAUAUAUACAUCGAAAACCACUGUCACUUUACGUUGAAUAUUUUUUUCAAUUUUGUAGGUAUGUCCUCGCGAACUACUAAACAAUAUCUCGCUGACCACCAAUGGUCCACGAUCACAGGUUGAGAAUAACUAUAGAUUAGAGAAAUAGACAAUAUUAUUAUAAAUCCGUGUAUGAUUCGCAUUUUUACACCAUCGACCGAAUUUAAUGAGUAAAUAUUAUUACAUAGGUAAACAAAUGGAAUACCUAGGUAAAAUCGGGACAGAUAAAUUAUUCAUUGAAAAGUAUCGGUACUAGUUCCGGUUGAAAAUAAAAAAUCAAAAAAGACACAUUUUUUCUCCUCGAAAUUUGUUUCAGUUACUAUGUCAUAAUAAGUAUCAAUGAUACCAGAUUACCCUCCUCCACUUAAACGGAUUCCAGACCUGCCACCUUAUAUCAGCAUAAUUAUUAUCUAAUAAAAUAUAAUAACUUGCGUACUAUAAUUAUAUAUUAUUGGAUCUCAAAACUGUGUCGGAGUUUAUUGCCACGUCGAAGCAUCGUAUUCUGAAGGCUUAUACAAGUGUAUACAAUACAAAAUGUAAAUCAGUUACUCUCGUCGCACAAUCGCUUCGGUAAUUUAAUUUUGUUAUAUACCUAUACGAUAUAAUUAUACCACGACUAUUAUCUCGGCGGGUAUACACAAUAAUUAUACGAAUAACUAGCGAAUUAGAGACAAUGGGUCUUUCUGGUAUAGUAUAAAAUCGGGUGUGGGAGGGAUGGAAGAUAUCGCAUCAAUAAAUUAAGAUUAAUGUAUUAUUAUUAUUUUCGUCGUUUAUUACAGUGUACACAGUAUAAUAAUCGAAUAAAUAACUCGAAAAAUAGCUUAUAUUAAUGUAAUUAGAGAGUAUAUUAUUUUACUCGUAUUUUAUUUUAUGAUUAUUUUAAGCCAUCAUGGUGAGAAGGGGGAGAGGCAAGCCCUACAGUUUAUUGUUUAUAAUAAUUUUUAUUUUUUUGAGGCCAAGGUCGAUUUACACACGAAAUCCCGCCGUCCAGUGUCCGCCAAAUAUAGUCUUGAGGCUCAUCGAUAUUAUGUUAUGAUACCAAUAGGAUGAUAUAUAUAUAUACAAUAAUAUAAAUUUAGUACCUACAGUGGCAUGCACAAGAGUGGAGGUAAUGUGUUAUAUCUCCUUCCAUAAUGGCUUAAAAAUACAAUAAUUAUGAGUAUUGAUAUAGUCGUUCAAUCUUGAAAUAUAUGUACUUCAGUAAAGUUGCAAGGUAAAGUUCGAUAAUGGAUUGAUUAAAAAUAGGCUUUUUGGAUCUGGCUUUUAAAUUCUGAAAUACAUUUAAGAAAACUCGAAGGAUUUAUUCAUUGCGAUUCGUAUGCUAGAUAACCUAUCCUAUUAGAAAUUCCCGGACACGCUACUGAUUCAGAGUAUUACCAUUGAAACGAAUUCUGACCUCACACUUUUGUCUUAUUACAACGAUGAUAGCAGCCUGUCGUUCGGUAUUUAUUUAGUUCUAUUCAAUCACACCAGUAGUGGGUGCUUCGACAUUAAAUUAUUAAUUCGAAACGUAAAAUAAAUCACGCAGCAAAGUGAAGAGGUUUCGUUUUUUUUCUGUCGUUUUACAAUGUUACGAGUUUUUAAUGAACGUGGCAGUGAUAAACGAUUAUUAUUAUUGAUAAUAUUAUGUUGGUAUAGAUAUAUCGUAUACUAUUAUAAUAAUGAUAAACAAACAUAUUAUUCGUCACCAUUCACCGGGUGGUCGGUAAACGACAUGCGUUUUAGGCAAGGUUAAUUGCAUCGUCGAGGCUCUGUCGGGAGUUAUCAGCUAACGCAACGUGAUUUUAAAACGACCACGCUGUUAAAAAAUAUGAUUAGGACGGUUAAUGAUUAUAUAUCACGUUGUUCGUAUACCUGGCGGGUUUUUUUUCACUUAUAAAAUGUGAGAUGAAGUAUAUUGUAUAAUACCUACGGGAAUUUCUGCAGUAAUGUCCGAUAACAAAUUAUACAAUAUAAUUAUGUAGCGAACGUUUAUCUAAUAGAUUUUUUUUCAAACUCAUGGUCAGUGGUUUUUUUUUUUUAUUUAUAUAAAUACACUAGAAAUAUAGUAGGUAUACAUUACAAGUAAUAAUAAAAAAAAAAAAAAAAAAAAAUUGUUUUUAGCCCUUUGCCAUAUUAGUUAUAGCUCAAAACUGACAACAAUAUAGAUACUUAUAAAUUAUAUAUAUUUUGCUAUGAUUGAUUUUGGAAAUAGCUAAAUAUGUGUACAUUAAUUAUCUGUUAAUAAUAAUUACCUACAAAUGUACAUAGUUAAUUAUUAAUAGAACAAUACUCGAACAGUUGUCGAUUAUAUAGUUAAUUAAGAUAAUUAAAUUAAAUGUUAUAAAAACAUAGGUAGAUAUGAAAAAGUGACAAUGGAUAGAGAGCGUCGCUGUAAUAUUUCUCGUCUCUUUCUCGUAUUUCUCAGAUGAUCUUACUCAUAUGUGAAACUAGAUAAUUUUAUUAGGACAGGCCAAAUGAUAAAUGUGAACAAAAUUGUAGGCAUUUUAGUUACGGAAAUUAAGUUUUUAAUUUAAAAAUUUUUUUUAAAAUAAUUUUAAAGUCAGUAUAUAAUAUGUUAUCCAGUCAGUAUUAGGUCAGCCCAUGACCAGACUGGCCUGACCUGUAGUUUCACUCGUGUUCAUACUCCAAACUUAAAAAAAGUUUGUUUUAUUCGAUUCUGAGAUUCUGAAAAUUAUAAUAUGUUUGUAAAUUACUUUAUAGGAAGUUUCUAUUGUAGCAUUUUUGAUUUAGUUGGUGCAUAGAUUUAGCGCAUUAUUUUUGGUUUUUCUUGUCGAUUGCUUAAUAGGUAAAUGAGUAAAAUUGAUAAUUUUAUUUCCAAAGGUUUUACUAUGAUGUGUGUGUAUGUAUUAGUUUUUUUUGUCUGUGAACAACUUUUCUACCAGAAAACUUGUUCCGAAGCAUUGAGGAGAUCGAUUUUCUAAGGAUUUUUCGAAAUAAUUGUGAAAUACCGAAAGAAAAUUAUAAGUAAAUCGGCAAAUAUUUAUGGCACGCCACGCCGUGGCGUUACGGUUUUUAUUGUUUUCAUUGUGUUUACAUGAUAUUUCCUACCAGAAAUAUUGCCCCAAUUCAAAAAUGACAUUUGAUCGAUUUUGUUUUUAUUAAUAUAUAGUCACAGUCAAAGAAAGUUAACCAAAAAAUUAAAAUUGAUUGUAUUAACUGCAACAUAGCGUCCCAGUGUACCCACGUGAAAUUUUACCGGGGCUAAAAUUGCACUUAUUAUUAUUUUUUAAUAAUUUUAAUUACCUGUUGUUUCGUCGAAUAAAUAUUACUACACUACGGAGAGGGUUUUACUUUGUUUAUUAUAUUAUCGAUAGUUAAUUUACUACAGAUGGAUAUUGAAUUUUAAUCGGUGUAGUUUUACUGAUAUAUGUAGCUUUGGAACUUGUAUUAUUCAAAUGAACUUCUAAUUCCUUAUCCCCAGACUCAAUUCGAAAUUUUAAUAUUUCUCGAAAAUGUCCAUCAUUGAGUUUGGAAGAUAAAGCGAAUUCAUUAUUUCUCAACAAAGGUCCGCCAUCCCGAUUUCUAUAUUUUAGGGUAAAUUAUUAGAUGGCGGUUCUUAUAACGAUACGAUAUUUUAUGAAACUUAUUGAUAAUUAUUCUUCCACACAAACAUAAUCAUUUUUUUGAUUUAUACAUUUAUACAUAAACAAAUUUAUAAUAAUAUAAUUAUAUACUUAGUUACAUUAUUUAUUUAAUUUAACUUAUUUUUCUUUAUAUUAUGUAUACAGUCUACAAGUUCCAAGUGUCAAAAGGUUCUAAAAAUAAUUAUAGUAAGGUUUAAUUUGAGAGGUAAAUAAAUAAAUUUAACAUAGUUAUUACUUAUAAGUUAUAACUGUCCUGACUUGAAUAAAUUAUGAAACAAAAUCAUUAAAAAAAAAAUAAAUAGAAACUACCAUCCUGAAAUUUGACCUCCCGGUAAACUAUCUCUUGUGAAAUUUGACCAGGGAAUAUUUUACUGGGCGUAAAAUUCCACUAGGGAAAAUUUACCGAUGGAGGGAGGGGGGUAAAAUUUAACGGGGUAAAUAAUCCCGGUUACACCAGUUUAAUUAUUUUAAUAUUUUCAAUUUCAGUCUCAUACGGACAGUUACACCGAACACAUGUGUUAUUAUCUCCUCUAAUGUUUAAAUUAAUUUUUUAAUUUCUAUCAGAAUUCUUCGUACUUUUUACCAAUCGACUCAGUUUUUAAUACUAUACUUGAUUUACCAGUAGCUUCCUAAUUCAAUUACGGGAAAAAAAGUAAUAACAAACAUUUAUUUUAACUACCCGUAGUGCAUGAUAAAAACCAGGGACUGACCUUAAUAGUUUUAACGAUUCUGGUUAGGGUUCAGGUUUUUAUAUAUUUUUUAGGGGUUUAGGUAAAAUUUCUGUUUUUUAGGAAGUUUAAAAUUUAUAUUUCAAUUAAAACCGGUUUUAACCGGUAUCCAAUCUUUUAUUUUGGUAUAUUUUUUUCAGACAAAAAAUGUUAAAACAUGUAUACAGUAUGUAAAGGGAUGGCCUCCGGCCAUGUAAAGAGGGUAGGCCAACUUAGAUAUUUGUCUUAGGCCCCGUGCAAAUUUUAAGUUCCCGUGCUUACAUUAUGCAAACUAGCUAAAUAGUUAAAUUGAAAAAAAUAUAUUGUUAAGUUUUAGUCUUUAGAUAAUAUAUAUUUUUCUUUAUUUUACUUUUUAAUAAAAUUUCAUUAAAGAUAAUUAAGCAUAACUACUAUUUACUUACCUUAAUAAAACAGUACUUGACGUUACAUCACUUUCCACACAUGGAAAUUAAAAUUAGAGAACCACUCAAACGUAGAGACUUUAUCUAGUUCCAUAACUGCCAGGACUAUGACCACUCUAAGAAAUUCUUCUCUUACUCUCCUAAAUGCGUUCACUGUGGUGGUAAUAUAAAUAUAAAUAUAAAAUUUCGCCUGCACAAUUUAAAUCCUUCUUCAAUUCUCUGGGUCAUUACUUCAUUGUCAGUGGUGAUAUUAGGAUUGCCAUACAACAAAUCCAAAAGAUUCCUCCUUAUUUCAAACUAUUUAUAACAACCAUCUCACUAUCCUCAACCCUUCCAAAUCUGACCUACUGACUAUCCUCUACUAGUAAGCGUUAGUACAUUUUGGACAUUUUCGUCACGAAAAUGCCAACUAACUAAGAUUAUUAUUUGACGGAAAGGACAGUUUUGUCCAGAUAGUACUGUUAGUUUUGAAUUUGUUUCAAUAACCGUACAUAGAUUGAAUCAAACAUGAAUAAAAACAAUCCUUAAGAUGGCCAUAAGUGGUGACUCCGCCCUAGGAUGAUAAUUUGCAAAAUAGUAUACGUAAAAAGAUAUAUUUUGUGUAAUCAUGUGUUAUCUACAACAAUAACAACAACAAAAAUAACUGACACUGGGGACGGGUGCAGACACCUUUGUAGAUGAGAAGUUUAGAAGGUAGGAUAUAUAAAGUUAUUUAAUUUAUAUUUGUAUGCAAUGAUAAACCAUUGCUAAUAAAAGCGAUUUGGAGAGAAGUUUGGCAAGAGAUAUUUGGAAUGUAGUAACUUUUAUAAUUUUCGUCAAAAUUUGAUAUUAAAACGCUUAUGAAAAAAAAACCUAAUGCAUUAAACUCAAAUUUGUUCUUUAUAAUCUUAAAAAACAGGACAUACUUUGAACGAUGGGUAGGCCACUGUCGUAGAUGAAAAGUUGGGAAGGUAGAAUAUAGAAGGGAAUUUAAUUUAUAUCUGUACGUAUAGAUAAACCAUUGCUAAUUAAAAAUGAUUUAGAACGAAGUUUCUUUUAUAUAUGUACACACAUUUUCCCAAAUACUUUACGUUUUUCCUAAUUAUUAUGAAAAUUUCUUUGAAAAUCAAAAUAUGACUUGUCAAAAUUUACUUUCAGAAAAGGUGCUACACUAAUAAAUUGGAGCGAGAUUACUCACAGACAAAUACAAAAAAAAAAAAAACACAUACAUCAUAAUAAAAGCAACGGAUCCCUCGCUAUGCUCUGAAUCCAAAACAAAUAUUGUAUUCGGAGGGUAGCGAGGGAUCUAUUGCUUUUACUAUGACGUUUGUGUUUUUUUUUUUUAUAUUCUGAGUGGAGUCAAGAAGUUAAUGGUUUACAAAGAUGUUUAUUUUUAAAGUGUAGUAUUAAAUGUAGUACCUUUUCUGAAAGAAAAUCAGUGUGAGGAGGUAUUUUAGGGAGGUAAUAUUUCGAUUUUCUCGAGAGUUUUCUUAUCAAAUUUGAAAAACCAAAAAAAGUGAAAGAAAAACGGGAAAAUAUAAGAAAUGUAGGUAUUAGUUAAAAUAUAUUACGGCCUUCUUUUUUACUGUGAGCAACAUUUCUACUAGCAAUUUAGUUCCAGCUUUAGAGAAGCUGUAGGUACUUUAGAGAGGUCAUUUUUCAAUUUUUCCAGGAGUUUUCCCAGCAAAUGUGAAAGACCAGGAAAAAACAUGGAAAAACGAAGGAAAAAUGGGAAAAUCGUACAAUAUAGAAUAAAUAUUAUUAAAGAAAAUAUAGAGAGCCCAUUUAAUUAUUUUACUAUAAUAUGACAUAUAUAUUGUUGACAAAACAUCACUAUCAACUGAACUCCACUAAGAAUCGUCUUUUCGUCAGCAAUGGUUUAUUGUUGCUAACAGGUACACAUUAAAUUAUCUAUAAUAGUGGCUUCACUCGUCCCCAUAAUCCUAGGACGUCUUGUUUAAUAAUAUAACGUAAUUAUUACGUUAUAAAUUGCAGACAAAACGACCAAACGUAACGCCGCCGUCAUGUUCUGUUUCGUACUGCUCAUCUGUUUAGACCACGGUAACGUUUUGUCCUCACGUGUUGCCUAAUUUUCGCGCGAAAAUAAAAACGAACAGAUGUAUUUCGUACGAUGGGUGGGUCAUUGUUGUAGGUGAGAAGUUGAGAAGGUAAAGGAGAAUGUAUAUCAGCUGUACCCAACCAUAAUUAAUCGUUAACGAAAAAUAUUUCUAACCGGAGUUCGUUUACACAUGUUUUGAAUAUUUGUGAUUUGAAAAUAAUAAAUUUCGUAAAUUUUUCCGUUUUUCCUAUUUUUUCUCGGUUUUUCCUAUUUAUCAUGAAAAUCCCUGGGAAAAUUGAUUAAACUGAAAAACUGACCUCCUUAAGGUACAGCUCCAGUCAGAUUUCUAUUCAAAAACAUUACUACACUUUAAAAUUGGACCAGAAUUUCUUGUAGAAAAAAAAUUAACGUCAUUGUAAAAUCAAUACAUUCCUUGCUCCACUCAGAAAGUCAGAAUCUAAAAUAUUUUAAUAUCAUUUAAACAUAAUGCAGAACCUCAUGUGUUGUUAUAAGUAAUAUAGCCAGUGUCGUAUUUAAAGGAUGAGGUUAUAGAUAAACAUAACGUAAAACACUUAUUAUUUUGGAAAGUAUUAAAUAUUUUCAAAAUUUCUUUUAUAGAACAUUUAAAAAAUAAGUAGCUCUAAAAUAUUACAUUGUGGUUAUUUUUUGUCACCCUAAUUUAAGGGAUGGAAUCACUAUCUACUUUUGAUUUUAAAAUGGCAACCUAUACAAAACUUUUCAUAAAUACAUUUAGUACUAAUUUAAAUACAUUUUGGUGUUUACAUAGAUUUCAGUUAAUAUCAAAUCGUAAGUACUGUCAAUAAGUUUGCCAUGAAAAAAUCCCCCCCAAAAAAAAAAUGUAAAUAAAAAAGUUUCUCUCCGUUUGUGUGUCCAUCUUCCUAUAUAAACGUUCCUUGUAUAAAUUAAAUUAUCCUUUACAUCCUAUUUUCUUAACUAUUUAUUUCUUAUCUACUUUUUGUACCAUUUCGAACCUAAUAAAUUAAAUUUUAGAAUAAUAUAUGAAAACAUUAUUCUUAAAAUAUACAUUAUUUCAAGGAUAUCGUCAUAUAUAUUAACUGGAAGUGUAAAAAAACCUAAUCGUUCAAUUAAUAUGAAAUAAAAUGAAUAACAUGAUAAAUUAUUAGCGUAUUUAUUUAAUUACAUGACCAUUUCAAUAUAUGAAACGCACGAUUAACAAUGAAUUCAUUUAAGGUUAUUCAGCCGAUAUUUAUAGGAGGAAACAUCAUUAAAAUACUAGAACGGAUUUAGAUGAACCCGGUGUUUAAUCAUUUUUGAAAUAGUCCCGCCAAUAAUAAUUAUAGAAGUCAUAACUGCAUCACCUACUCAUAAUUAGUUAUAAGCGGAACUACGAGGUCACUUCGUCCUCCGUACUCCCAUCUCUCCGUUUUAGACGUUUAUUUAUAACAAUAAUUGUUGUCGUUUUUAUUGCAUAUUUUCAGUACAUAUUUAUCAAUUUUUCGGUGCUAUAAAAUAAUAUACACAGUUUAUAAUAAUCAUGAUUUUAUAACAUUUUGUUAAAUAAUAAAAUAACUCAUGAAUAUGACCUAUACGAGUAUAUUGAAUAUAUUAUUAGGUAUUUAAACCUCAAUCAAAUUGUAAAGUAUUAUUGAAAUAGCCUACUUUCGGCUUUAUUAUCCAUACACAGGACAGAAAUACUAUCUAUUAAUACCAUCAACGCGGCCAAAAUAUUGUCUGAUUCAGACCGAAACUAAAACCCGUGUUUGGCGUCACUCUUCCAGUCUUUAUAAAUUCUGUGUGUAACUUUUAAUCCGCAAUACUAUACUAUAAUGUUCUAGUGUUGUGUAUAUUUCAUAUUAUUGUAAUUUUGAAUCUGAGAAUUUAAAAACGUGUUUGCAAUUUGAAAAUCUAUAUUAAUUGAUAGGUAUACUAUUAUUGUGUUUACUGUACUUAUAUAAAAAGAACUAUGAAGGGCAGAGAAGGAACAAUAAUGCUUAAUCUAACAUAUUAUGGUUGUGGUGGACUACUUUUAUGUGUCGCAGAAAAAUGAUGAUAAUAGGCAUAAAUAUCCAUUAGACGACAAAUAUGCUUUAAGAAAGACAAUAUACAGUUAUUUAACAUAACAUAUAAUAUCCGCAUAAAAUCAUAACUUCAAAAAGCUAUAAUUUUGAAAGUUAAUCAGUCCGCUUAAUUCUGACUUCACCAUUGUUUUUAAAUCGGUAUUAUACAAAUAUUCAAAAAAAAAAAAAUUGAAAAAUUUUAUUUGUUCCUCAUAAUUUUUUACUCAAACGAUUUUCGUUAAAAUUUGAUAUUAAAAUUUCCUUAUAAAAAAAUAUACUAUAUUAAUCUCAAUUUUUUUUUUUUUGACUACAAAGUAAGAAUCCUAUUGAACAAAUUAAAUUUUUAAACAAUUUUGCCACAGAGUACCUACCGAAUAAAUAUUACGUACAAAACUCGAAAAAUUAAAAUGUCUAUAAAUAGCUCAAAAUUGGCUUAAUUUGUUGAAAAUUUUACCACGUCGAGAAAAUGAAUAUGUAAAUUUACUGUUUCAAUUUUAAGUCCAUAGAGCGAUACGAAUAUUUUAACCUGAAUUUCAAUAAAAAUAUUAAAUUUUUCAUAAAAAACUUUAAAAUAGCUCAAAUAUUUUAAAAAUUUCACCACGUCUAGAAAAACCAAAUAUAAUUUUUCUGUCAAAAAUUCAUGUCUUUACGUUUAUUUUUAACUGUAUUAUAACAAAUAACAAAAUUGAAAAAUAAUAAAAGCGUUUAUUUUCAUAAAUGUCCCACUUUUCUUACGUUUUAUCCUAGUUUUCUCAAAUAUUAUAAAAACCGCUAAGAAAAUCAAAAAAAUCUCCCAAUAGUACCAUCUGGACAAUAUUCCCUUUUAGAAAUUGUGCCACGCGUAUAUAUCUGGGCAAAAUUUCUGGUAGAUUUUUUGUACACGGUAUAAAAAAAAAAAAAUGUCUUGGUAAAACCAAUACAUUAUUCGCUACACACAGAGUCUAAUAUUUAAAAAACACAAAAUAUUUAAUAUAAAUAUUAAUAAAUUAUUUCAAAAUUAAUAAAAUAACUCUAUAGAUAGGUCGUGUGGUUAGAUAAGUUAAAAAAACAUUUUUGAAAACGGGUUCUCAUACAACUAAAAUUUAUGCAGUGCAUAGUUCCCGGUGGUAAGUCCGGAAUUCAAUUCAAAAUUAAUUAUUUUUAAUGAUCAAUGUACGUCAUUAAAUUUAAUAUUAUGUCUAUAUUAAAAGAACGCUACAUAUGCGUUUUUGUUGUCUCCGUCUUACAAACCCACGAUAUUGCAAAUUUUAGUUCUGCAGAAGCAACUUUGUGCCGUUAUCUUAAAUAUUAGUAAAGUUAAUAUUUCGAUCGUGAUAUACCUGAUGAAUUUUUAAUUUGAAACCGGUCGCAUAAUACAUUUAUCAUAAUACUCCAAGCGACGCAUUAAUUAAUUAAUUAAUUACAUUUUUAUAUACCUUUUUUUUUAUAUAUUUAUUUACGAGUAUUAACUGUGUUAAUAGUUUUAUUUUACUUUAUUACUUUAUUAUUAAUUUGUAUAUUGAGAGACCUGCGCAUAGCAUGUUUUUUUUUUUUAUGGGUAAAGAUCUCAUGCCUCAUAGAGUGAUUCUAUUUAAAACGCUUUUUUACUUUUGAAAAAAAUAAAACUUCUUACAGAACGUAUUGGACUUUGGUUAUAUACACAAAAGUCACAAAAAAAUUAGUUAAAUAUAUGUAAAAUAUUGGUCAAAUUCAAAAUCUAAUUAUUGAUAAAUAUAAUUUUUAAAAACAAACUCUAAUUCUACCCAAGUAUUGGCUAACACUUUAUAACUCUUCCUCUUUCUAACAAAAAAAAAAAAAAAAAGAUGUUCGAAAUUAGUUUGAGUUUUUUCUGUAAGUCAUUUUUUCUAAAAAAAAAAUCAAUUCACAUGAAUACCCCUUAAGACUAUUUUUAAUAAUUGAAGUAUCAUUUUCAAAUCAUCUUACAUAAAAUGAUGCCGCGCUACGAAUUUGUUUUUUUUAAAUUUUAGUUUCGAUUUGACUGCACACGCAGUAUUUUAUUAUUAUUUUAUAUUUUACGUCUAUUUUCAGGUGACAAAAUGAAAAAUCAAAGUGUAUGCGAAUGGUAUAAUGGUCGUUCAAUUUUCCUCACCGGUGGUACCGGAUACAUGGGCAAAGUCCUCGUCGAGAAACUGCUGAGGGAAUGCGAAGGCGUGCAAUGCAUUUACAUACUGUGCCGACCAAAACGUGGUUUCAGCCCUCUGGCCAGGAUUAACCAAAUAAGAAAACUAACAGUUGAGUACAAAUUAAUACUGUAAUGAUUUAGUCGGAAGGACGGAUCACUCGUAAAUAUUACGAGUACUUUGCUGCCAAUAAUAUUAUUGUCCACUUAAUUUAUUUUAAUAUAAAUCGUUGAUGGUCUCAGAGUAAGGUCUCCGGGUAUUUAUGUAUUGGACCAGAAAAUCUGAGAUUCUGAGAGAGGUGAGGUAUGACAUUGACGGUUUUAUCAUAAUGAUUUCAUUGUGAAGUACAUUUGUUUGACGCAUUCAGUAUAAUCCUAAUCUAUUGUUUUAGAUUCUGAAAAAAGCUUAUAGUUUUACAGAGAUGUUUAUUUUUAUUUUUUUAUCUGUUUACAAAUUUUCAAUCAAAGACUUGCUCGGAUUUCUAAGUGUAGCACAUUUUUUGAAAGAAAAUCGGUGACAAGGGCUCAAUUUUUCGAUUUUCUCAAGUUUUCUCAUAAAAUUUGAAAACCAAAAAAACGGGGAAAUUUACGAAAUAUAUUACUAAAAUAUUAAUAUUUUUUUUCUGUGCACAACUUUUCAAUCAGCAAUUUUGAUACAACUUUUAUGAUAUAAAUAUGUUUCUAAAAGGAAAUUUCACUAGAGAGGUACUUUAAAGAGGUAAUUUUUCGAUUUUCUCUGGAAUUUUCCCAGUAAAUGUGAAAAACCGAGAUAAAACAUGGGAAAACUAAGAAAAAACCGAAGGAAAAUGGGGAAAAUCGGUACAACAUUAAACAAAUAUUAUUAAAAAAAUAUAUAUAAAGCCUAUUUAAUUGUUUUAAUAUAAAAUGACAUGCAUAUUGUUGACAAAGCAUCAUUAUCAAAUGAACUCCGCUCAAAAUCGUUUUUUUCGUAAGCAAUGGUUUAUCGUUACUUACAGAUAUAAAUUAAAUAACUUCAUGUAUCCUAUCUUCCUAAUUUCCCCCCUACAACACUUGUGCAUCUAACAAUCUGUAUUGCCUAUUUUUUUUAUUUUUGUCUUAUAAUAUGUAUAAAGAAUAAUAUUUAUACAUGUGAUUACUUGUUAUUUAUAAGCAUCAAAAAUAUCUAUUAUACCUAAAUGUUAGAAUUGAUUUUUAUGUGACACGUUAUUAGUAUAAUCAAAUUAUUGUAAAUUUGUUUAAAAGUAAAAAAUAAUAAUUCUCACUAUCAGCUAAACUAUAUUGGCGUGUAGUUAUAACCAUAUAACUAUAUAAUUACUGUACCUGCUAUAGGUACUGCAAUGAUUAUUAUACAACUGAUGUGAAUUUUUUUAAAUAUUUUUUAGGUGUUCGAUCGCCUGCGCACCGAAUUUCCAGAAAGGUUGAAGAAAAUCGUGGCCAUGGAAGGAGAUUUGGGCCAACCCAAUCUGGGAUUGAGUGCCGAGAACCGGGAAAUUCUCAUCAAUGAGGUGUCUGUUGUGUUUAAUGGAGCGGCGUCGUUGCGUUUGGAAGCUGGCAUGAAGGACGCGAUCAAGUACAACACGACCGGCACAAAGUAUGUGCUUGACUUGGCAGUCGAAAUGAAACAUUUGGUGGUAAUAAACGUUAAACACACGAAUUUUAUUGAUACUAAUAAGUUUAUAUGGGCGUGCCAUAUGCUUUAAAGUCCCUUUUUCAUACAAAUUCCUCCCAAGUUAACUAGAAUAAAAUGCACAAUAUUAUUAUAUGUUUACAUGACUGUAAUACUACAUCUGUACUAAAAUAGGGGAGUUAAACUCAUAAGUAAAUACAUACAAUAAAAUAAUAAAUAUACAAUACUUAGAAUGAUAAUAAUAAUUGGCAUGUAUUGUAUUUUGUAAAAAAAAAAAAGUUGAAAUAGGUAACGAAAAUGUAAUCUAAAUGUGCAACAUGAAAGGAUUUAAAAAAAAGAAUGUUGCGUUUAAGUGGAUUAAUCAAUAAUAAUAAUUCAUCGUCAAUACGUAUUAACAAUCGAGUUAUUAAUUUUUAAAAUAAUCUGCAAAUACGCACAUAAAAGUAUAUAAAGGUAUUAUUUAUUUAUUGUUAUUGAUUAUUAUAGUUACAUGGAUGAAAUAAAAACAAAUUUAAAGGUUGGUAACACGGAUGAAAAAAAAAACUGAGUAAAAUACAAAAUAAUAUUAAAAAUAUUUAACGUUACAAAACGGUUCACGAGCGAAGCCGGGUAAUACAGCUAGUAUUAAAUAAUAUUGUGUACAUUUAUAUUUUUUUUCUCUAUAUAUGAGACUAUCAGUUACACAUCAUUUUAUACUAAAAAUAAUUUUCCCCGUAGCAUGUAUUUGCCUAAAUCGCUGAAAGCUCAGCGCCGGACCAACAGUGCGGAAAAGUCCCAUUCCCUCUUUAUUGUAGUGUAAGGUAUUAAUACACUUCCAUCAACCCAAUUAUUGCAUUUCACAUUUUCGUAAUUUAUAUGGUUGCAGUUUUAGUACAAUCAUUCGAGUUUCAACAUCUUAACACAUAAUCGUUUUAACAAAUAACACAUUUCUUAAUAAAUAAUAUACAGGCUAUUCCACGAAGAUAUACCCCUUGAAUAUCUCCGGAGAUAAUAGAAAUAAUCAAAUUGUGAUUUUUUACAUUACUCACAUGGAUAAGAACUAUAAAUAUUUAUUUUUAAAUUAAUUUUUAUUUUAUAAAACAAUUAAAUUUUUAUUUUAUUAUUUACGGAAAAUUUUAAGAUAGCCAUUCUGUAGAGUUGAUUAUAGUUACAGCCGUUUUAAAUUCUACUAAUCUGUGUGAAAAUCGAUGUUAUCUAGAGAAUAACAUAACCGCGAUACGCGAUAACAUCGGUUUUAUACACGAAUUAGUAGAAUUUAAAACGGCUGUUGCAUAUAAACUAUUCAUUGGAUAUAAAUGUGUAAAUUACGUAUCAAAAUACGUAAAAAUGUUCAGAAAAUGGCUAUCUUAAAAUUUUCUGAAGAUAAUAAAAUAAAAAGUUAAUUUUUAAAAUUUUUAAAUUAAUUCAAAAAUAAAUAUUUUUAGUCUUCAACCCUGUGAAAAAUAUAAAAAAAAAUUCAGAAUUUAAUUACCUUUAUUAUCUCCGGAGAUAUACAAGGUGCAUAUCUUCGUGAGACAGCCUGUAUAUAAUAUGUAAAAGUUAAAUAUGUGAAAUGAAAUUAACUAACAAAAUACAUUUUAUUUCCCAACUUCGCAUUCGGUUAUGAGACUCACUUUGUGCUGGACUCAAAGCGAGUCUUAUAACCAACUCCCACUGUAUUAUUAUAUACAGCUGGUCAUACAAAUUUAUCCAAAGUUUUGUUACAGUUAAUUAGGAAGACUGCAUAUCAAUUAAAUGUGUUAUUUGUUUUAUAGUCGUUCGUUCACUUGUCCACGGCUUUUUGUCACUGCGAAUAUGAAACGCUUGACGAAACGACUUAUCCCUCACCGGCCUCGCCACAAGACGUCAUGCGAACCGUUGAAUGGAUGGACGACUAUACAUUGGAAAUGAUUACACCUAGGUAAUGUAUUAAUGAUUAUUUUACUCCAGUAUGUACAUAUUAGGAGGGAAAAAAUUAUUCAAUAUUAUCGUUUGAUUAAUCACCGAUAAUAGUAUAAAUACAUCAUUGAUGUGCUAAAGUGAUUUGUGAUGGAUGGACUUUUUAAACUGUUCGCUUGUUAAACCUAAGGGGGUAAAUAAGGAUAUGUAGUGAAUAGUAUACCAAACCCGGCAGUUAAAAACAUGGAAUUAAAAACCGGAUUAAAAAAGCCAAUUGAUAAUCAAUAAUUUAGUUUUAAUGAAUUUAAUUUUAGAUUUUUCUUGUAACUUAGCUGAAAUACAUACAUUAUAUUGAGAUUACAUUACUAAACAGUAAACAACACCUAACUGUGGUAUUUUUAAGCCAAUACCCGGGAGGAGGGUCAAUGAUAGGGGGAUUUGCCUUUUUGGUUAUAAUUCCCUCAGCAUGUUAUUUAUAUCUCCUAGGGGAGAGAACAGUAAAUAUAUUCGUCCAUAAUUAAAAUUGAUUGACGUUUUAUUGAUUUCAGACUGCUGGGACCUCAUCCAAAUUGUUAUACAUAUUCGAAACGUUUGGCGGAAUCGUUAGUAACGGAAUACGCUGAACGGAUACCGGUAUCCAUAGCUCGUCCGUCGAUCGGUAAGUUUUAUUGAGAAAUUUAAAAAUUCUGGGACAAAACUAUUUUUUUUUUUUGUAUUCUGUGUUUUCAGUGACUCCUGCGUUCCAGGAACCUGUUCCUGGGUGGGUUGACAGCCUGAAUGGUCCCGUAGGAGUGAUCGUGGCCGGUUCCAAAGGAAUAAUACGGUCCAUGCUGUGCUGUGCAGAUUUCGAGGCGGAAGUCGUGCCCGUGGACAUAGCCAUAAACGCUUUGAUAUUGAUAGCCUGGAAAAGAAAUGCCAUGGAGUAAUAACAAAUAAUUAAUAAUAAUAAUAUUUUUAUAUUAGCGAUAUAAGAGGGGGAGAGAAGAGCGAUAGUUGAUUGCAUGAUAAUAAUUGUCUAAUUUCAAAAUUACAGAUACUUUUUCAAAAAAUUUAUUUAUUAUAUUUUUUAAACACUUAUUUACAAAGUCGUUUUUUGCGAUAAAAAAAAAAAAAAUAAAAUAGAGUUUAAUGUACCUAAGAAUUUUAAAAAAAAUUUUAAUAUCAAAUCUUGAACAAAAUCGUAAAUAUUAGGGUCUUUCAAAACAUGUAUAACCGAAUUUCGUUCUGAAUUGGGUUUCACUAGCAUUAGUUUAUCGUUACUCACAGAUAGAAAUGAAAUAAUUUAAUGUAUCCUAUCUUCUCAACGUUUCAUUCACAAGAGUAGAAUUUACAUAGUUGUAUGUUUUUGAAACUAUAAGUAUAUUGUUUCGAUAUAAUAUGAUGACUGCUGUCAAUAUUCAAAAAUAUACAUUAAGUAAAAAAUUAUAAAAUAAUUUCGCCAAUAGUAUAUAGUCCCCCUUAUACUAUGAUCGUAAUCUGGUCCUACAUCAGUAUACGGAAUGUUUGUUAAUUUAUUUAUUAUUGUAUUUUAAAUGCUUAUUAUCUAGUGAUUUGCCCACCGAUUUGGCACCGUGUUACAACAUAACAAAGGGAGAUAUCGUAAAAAUGACGUGGGGCGAGGUGUUGAACAAAGGAAAACAAUUGGGAUACGAGUAUCCGUUCGAAGCCGGUCUUUGGUAUCCCAAUGGAUCGAUCAGGACCAAUAAACUGGUACAUUAUUUCAUAGUUUUUUGGUUGCAGAUCAUACCAGCCUAUCUGAUCGACGGAAUUAUGAUUAUGGCAAGGCAAAAAACUUUGUGAGUCGUCCGUUAUGUUAUGCAAAUUUAAUUUGUAUAUUAUGUAUAAUGUAUAAUUAUGUAUAAUAUUAUACACAAUCACCAGUAUUAAAAAAAAAAAAAAUUAAAUAAUUAAUACUUGCAUAUUAUACUCAGCAUGGUCCGUGUACAAAAGAGGAUAGCGGUCGGCAUGGAAGUGUUGCAAUAUUUCACCAUGCGUAAAUGGAAUUUCAAAAACAAAAACACCCAGGCUCUUUUGGACAAUUUGAGUGAAGAGGAAAAAAAUAAGUUUUUCAUUCAGAACAUUAACGUUGAUCUCGAAAAGUAUUUCAUACAUACGCUUCUGGGCGCUCGUCAAUAUUGUAUGAAAGAACCCCUGACCAGUCUGGACCGGGCGAGAUACCAUCUUAAACUGUAAGACGAUAAAAUGUUAUUGGUAAAAUUCACAAAAUUUUAUGAACAGUAUUUAUUAAUGAAAUUUUCUUUGGUUUUAAAAAAAUAGGCACAGUUUAAAACAAAUAAAGAAACAAAUUAAAUAAUAUAUUAAAAUCGCUAAACGUUAUUUCCAUUAGGAUUUAAUGGGACAGCUACUAUUUCACAUAUCUGCAUUUGGUAAAAAGAUCAGAUUGUGAAUAUUAUUGAACUAUACGGGAUAAUCAACAUAAUGUGAAACACUCAUUAUUUUGGAAAGUACUAAAUUUUUUUUGAAAUUAUUUUUUUAGAAAAUUUAAGAAUAAAAUAUAAAAUUUAAGUUAUUUUUGAAAGUGAAACCAACUUUUGAUUUUUAAAUAUAAAAUAUUAAAAUACAUUUUGGUGUUGGAAUUUCUAAUUUCCUUCGACUCGUUGAUGAGAUAUUCCACUUUUAAUUGUGUCUUUUACAAGUAGAGGGAGAGUAGUGACUAUUGGAGAAUCAUUUGUGUGGAAGAACCGUAUGCUCAAAACGAUCCACAUAAUUUUCUAAAAAAUAAAUUCUGAAAAAAGUUAAUUCUUUCUGAAAUAAUGAAUAUCUUACAUUAUGUGAUAAUCACCCUGUAAAUGCUAUAAUAUUAUAAUCCGGUAUAAUUUAUAGAUUUUAAUUUAGUAAGCGCACCUACAAACUUUUAUACUUAAAUAAUUGUUAUCUAAUUAAUUAUUAUCGUUAUUUAUUAACACGACCAGUAUCAAUGUUUGUUUUUUUUUCUAAGCCCUUUCACAAUAUUCUGUUAUACCUGUUGGCGUAUGUAUUCGUAAAUGAAACGCAGUUAAUUGAAAUAAUGACAAAUAAUAAUAAUUUAUUUUCAGAUUGUACUGGUUAAAUAUGUUUACCCAAUUGCUGUUUGGAAUUUUACUUUUGUGGCUCUUCUCAAACAUGUUCGGUACGUUCAAGAGUGCGUUGGAUUCGAUUACAAGUUCGUUUUCGACGCUACCAUACGUCGAAUCGUUGAUUCCAUAGUUAAGGGGAUAUACUGCAAUUACAUAGGUAUUAAAAGACCUUAAGAAGAAUUUAUAUUAUUGUUAUUUUUUGUAUACGUAAUAAAUGUACGUAUCGAAAUUAAAUUUAUUAUUUUUUGGAAGGGCAUAUGGUACAAUUUUUCAAAUGAAGUUUUUUAAUUAAAUUUUUUUUUCAUUAGUUAUUAUUACUAUUUUAUCAUGUGAAAUAUGAAUAAUAUUGUAAAAUAUAAUACGGUUGGUAAUAUGGUAUCUUUAUUAUAUUAUACUAUAUAAACUUUAAAAAUUUAAUAAUUUCAAAUUAGUUAAAACUAAUAAUAUUGGUUUGGUGUUAUUAUUGUUAUUAUUUUUUGUAAUAGAGUUUUUUUUUAAUUGUACCUAUAUUUAAAUAUUAUAUUAAUAUGAACAUUCGCAACACAUAAUAUUAUUGAUUUUUUUCUUAUGUACCUAUAUACUAUACACUGUAAUAUGUUUUAAUAAAAUUGUAUGCAAUAAAUUAAU
Messenger RNA from Cinara cedri, 35363 nucleotides. The record is from the annotation of a GenBank genome assembly. Lineage: Eukaryota; Metazoa; Arthropoda; Insecta; Hemiptera; Aphididae.